This is a messenger RNA of Pelobates fuscus (common spadefoot toad), 379 nucleotides long. Its product is annotated as beta-microseminoprotein-like. The coding region runs from base 32 to 313 and encodes 93 amino acids. The transcript has 3 exons. NCBI's taxonomy places the organism in Eukaryota, Metazoa, Chordata, Amphibia, Anura, Pelobatidae. The record is from RefSeq and is a predicted model, not a curated record.
CUUCCUCACUGUUCUGGCAAUCUCAGUAAUAAUGUGUGAUGGCCAAUGUGAGUUUAUCAAAAAUGAAAAACCGAACAUUUGCAUUUAUAAUGGAAAGAAAUACGCAUUGAAUUCUGAGUGGAAAACAAAAGACUGCAGGAUAUGCAAAUGUUCAUCAGACGGUGUUGGAUGUUGUAUUAGCUAUUCUAUACCGGACACCACAGACUUACCCGAUUGCAUUGCUUUCUUUGAUGAGAAGGGUUGUGUUUACAGAGUUGUAAGGAAAGAUAACCCAUGCAACAAAUGUGAAUUCAAAGUGAGAACAAUCCCUUAAUUAUUGUAAUUGUACUUCCAUGCAGAGAAUGUUUUACUUUAAUAAUUUGUUAAACCACUAAUGUCU